UCUUUUGAAAGACCUGUAACUGUCAGUCACGACCGGUGCAGCCUGGAACCCCGCACCCGGGAGACUGUGAGCGAGUGAGCUGGGACUCUGCCUGUACUUACAUAACAGUUUCGGGAGGACCGCCCCUACAUCGCAGGGUACUUAAACCGUUUGCAUGUGCGAGUUUGCUAAACAAGUUUUGCGGACUGAUACGUCACGCCCACGGACUGUCAUCUUCUGACAGCAGUUAGGGACACCACUAUAUUCCUCAACCGGACUCUGAUCAUUUUUUGACGAAAGGAUGAUUUUCGAUAAAUUAAAAAAGUUUUACAUCGUCUUCGACUCCCCCGAAGUAGACACGCCGCCUGUGUUCGCCAACGGAGACGUGGUGUUCGGUAAAGUGGUGUUGGAGCUUACCGGGGUAUGCAAAGUGGAUUCGCUUAAGUUUCACGCCAGGGGUCUCGCUAAGGUCCGGUGGACGGAGUCCCGGACCGCCGGGUCCAGUAGCGCGUACACGCAGACGUACAGCGAUGAAGUGGAGUACCUCAACGUGAAGGAGCCGCUUCUGCAGCCAGACAACGGUGAGAUGGUAGUUCUGCAGGCUGGCAGACAUGAAUUCCCUUUCAGCUUCCAACUUCCCGAAGAGACGCUGGUGACCUCGUUUGAAGGGAAGCACGGCAGUGUGAGGUACUGGGUGAAGGUGAAGCUGCACCGGCCCUGGGCCACGGUGAGGAAGAUCAAAAAGGAGUUCACCGUCAUCCAGCCCAUCGACAUCAACACCCCGGCCUUACUGGCUCCCCAGGCGGGAACGAAAGACAAAAUGGCUCGGCAGUGGUACCGCAAUUUCGGCCAGGUGUCCAUAACCGCCAAGAUCGACCGCAAGGGCUACACCCCAGGUGAGGUGAUCCCUGUGUUCGCGGAGUUUGAUAACUCCAGCUCGCGGCCGGUGGUGCCCAGGGCCUCCAUUAACCAGAUCCAGACCUUCAUCGCUCGCGGUACCAUGAAGCAGAAGCGCUCGGUGGUGGCGGUUCUCUGCGGCGACGCCGUGGCUCCGCGCUGCAGGGAGAGCUGGCAGGGCCGCGCCAUCAAGAUCCCGCCCGUCGGGCCCUCCAUCCUGCAGUGCCGCAUCCUCAGAGUGGAGUACAUCCUCAAGGUGUGCGUGGACGUGCCCGGGACGUCCAAGCUGUCCCUGGAGCUGCCGCUGGUGAUGGGCACCAUCCCCCUGCACCCCUUCGGCAGCCGAACCUCCAGCGUCAGCUCCCAGUACAGCGUCAACCUGGAGUGGCUGCGUCUGGCUGUCCCCGACCGACCCGAGGCUCCCCCAGAUUACAACACCGUUGUCUCUGAUGACGAGGCUGAGCAGAACACAGCGCCCCCGCAAGGCGUGGAGGAAUUCAGUGGAAUGCUGGAGCGCCCCCUUCAGGCCUUUGUGCAGGAGUUCCGCUACAGGCCGCCUCCAGUGUACAGCGAGGUGGACCCGAACCCUCAGCCGUUCUACAUGAGGCCGCGUUGCAUGACCUGCUGAACAAUGCGGCCCAUCUGAGCGGCACGCAGUGACCCAACUGAAGCCAGAGAGGGGGGUUUCAUCUUCCCCAAAACCGAGGCCUGGAACACUGUCUCUACCGUGGGAGGGACUGGAGCAGCACAUACAGACAGAGAGAGACGCGGAGAGAGGCUGGGGCAGGACCAGGGUACGAGGCCCAUGAAGAGACACAAAGGCUUAAAGAACGGACUUCCCUCCCCAGUUCUGUCUGCCUCUGGGGCAGUCUGUGCACCCAGUCCACAGGGUAGAGACAGAGCUCCCUGUCUGCUGACCAGAGGGAAAACAGAAGCACAAAACAGCCUGGAUUCUAUACAAGCCACUUGUACUGAUCUGUAGGAUGAAGAAGAGACAUUUUAUUCAGGGUUUUGUUGAGUACAGCAUUCAGCAGUACCUCAGGCUGUUGCUCUCUGGAGAAUGUCUAUAACAGUUAGGACUUUAAAAAAAAUAAGGACACACAUGUCCCUGGGGUAUGACUGUGGUUAGGACAGGGUGGAGUCAAAGAUGUGUGGGCACAUUGAAUUAAAUGGGCAUGUUCUGUCUUAGAGAAAUCACACCAGUGAGAUUUCCCAAAGGGAGUCUUAUGUCAUACUUUUUAAAGCUUUUAAAGCGUUAAAGAGUUUUAAAGCUUUGUGUGAGCAUCAUGAAUGACCCUAGAAGCACUGCAGGCAUUGCCUGGAGAAGUCUGCCGUUUGCUCGCUGUAGAGAGAGGGCUGAGGCUCUAACACACAGGAGUCUUAAAAAAAA
Molecule: messenger RNA, 2266 nt
Organism: Megalops cyprinoides (Indo-Pacific tarpon)
Lineage: Eukaryota; Metazoa; Chordata; Actinopteri; Elopiformes; Megalopidae
Product: arrestin domain-containing protein 2-like
Exons: 8
Coding region: 281-1504 (407 amino acids)
Biological process (GO): protein transport
Cellular component (GO): plasma membrane; cytoplasm
Source: RefSeq, a predicted model, not a curated record